Salmo salar (Atlantic salmon) is the source of this 1848-nucleotide messenger RNA. RefSeq names its product protein FAM163B-like. NCBI's taxonomy places the organism in Eukaryota, Metazoa, Chordata, Actinopteri, Salmoniformes, Salmonidae. The record is from RefSeq and is a predicted model, not a curated record.
GCAAUUCAUGUGAUGAGUUUCUAUUCUCAUACAGUCCUCCUGUCGAAGAUGAGAAUAGGACAGAGGUGUCGAAUCUAACUCUUAGGGAUGGUCUUCACGUCGACAUCUCUCCAAAGGCUGAAUCUCAAGACUCGAUAUUGUAAUGAUUAAAUUUGUCACAGUUUUACAGCAGCCAUAUACUACAUGAGCAUUUGGGCAUAGGCUACGAGGAGCGCUGACUUAAAUGACCACUUUCUCUGCUCUGUCUGCUCAGCCGCGGUUUACUCUAUUCAGCGGUGAGAUUUUCGUAGGUGUCUUUCUUCUGUCUCAAUCUCAACGCUUUCGAUUGAACCACCAAUGCCGAUCAUUUUUUAGCCUGCUGGUUUCCAUUUGCGCUGCGAGCGCGAGGAAAUACGCUACACAGGUAGGUUAUAACGAACAAACCGCCCAGUACAGGAAUUAUAGGGCCACUACCAGAGUGUCAGGAAUACGGGCUACAUUCACCGAUGGACUAACCGAACCAACUGCAGCCACAAGCCUACCAGCGGAGCCAAAACGGGGAGGGGAGAAAGAACAGUUUCAAAUCCCUGACGGUUCUUUCUCAAAGGACCCUCGGGAAAUCUGACCACUUCUAAUUGUGGAAAACUGCUUUGUGACCGUUACACAUGCUUUUGUUAUGCACGGUAUGGGUGUAAGGACGCUAUUUUAAAGAUACCCAGCAGAUACCAGGCAGUCACAAUACAACCGAUCAAACUCUGUCCAACCGGGCGCUGGUGGUAUAUGGCUGCAUGCCUUAUCAGAACAUAUAUUUUUGUCGUUUCGUUGGACGUAUUUUGAGAUUAUUUUAAGGGGCUUUGGAUAUUUUGUUUUUGCGUUGCAUGUGAAUUGAAAGGAGCCUGGAAUUGGCCUCUAUAUGACUUUUCUAUCCUAUAUGAAUGAGUUGGAGAGCGGAACGAGAGGAGAGCGACACAAAUAAACAACGUGGACUUAACACUAUUCAUUUUGAGAUAAUUUCGUUGUGAUUUUGGUAGACAUUAUUAACUCAUAUUUUAGUCUAUGCCUUAAAUCCAUUUUAUAGUUCGUAUUAAAUAGUUAUUCAUGUAACGUUUUGUUUUGUACUGGUCACUUUUCCAUACGGGGGUCAUAUGGUGACACUGGAGGGGUUAACACAACUGUUAGGGUCUCAGUCAAGCAGUGACAGAAAGAAACGAAUAAUUAUCACUCAAGUCUGCCUUUCCGUGACUCACGUGCCAGCCUCAGUGAUGGUCGGAACAGAGAUCUAACAAGACAUCAACUCUGCUGAUGCGACCAGGUACAUUUCAAAUAUCUGUGAAGGCUGUUGAUGGAGAGGAUUUCGAAUGACAGCCGGGACAGUGGUCAUCACAGGCGGUAUUUUAGCUACAGUUAUCUUACUGUGCAUCAUCGCAGUACUGUGUUACUGUAGACUGCAGUAUUAUUGCUGUAAGAAGGAGGAGUUGGAGUCGGAGGAGGAGGAGCCCGACUUUGCAGUGACGUCCCGCCUCCCGCCAGUCCACUCCAACCAUAACAUCGUGGCGGCGUCGGUCGCCGCCUCCACCCCUAACGGCCCCGCCCUCUUCACACCGCCUUUAGCGCGGAAACUAACGCGCUCGCAGACAUUCUGCCCGUCGUGCACACACCAUGAUGUGCCCUUCUACCUGCAGCACCCGGACGGCCUGCGGAACGGCGGCGACCGCAUCAGCUACCGUAGUAUCCAACAGCAUGACCUGGAACUGCCCUUAGAAAUGCCCAGCUACCACAAACUGAACCUGACCCGGUCAGUCACCAUGAGGGACAUGUUCAACCGCAGCUGCAGCAUCAGCACUGACGUCUAGUGGCAUCGGCGCCACC